AUGCCUCAUAUUGACUCGCCUCCCAUGAUUCCAGUCAUGGUCAGCAGCAAGUCUGCAGCUCCGUCGCCAGACGACGUGCAGCAAAUUACGAAGACGAUUUACAGCGCGAAGCAAUCGCAGGAGUCGCUCGACGCAGCCUACACACUCACCGAUGUCCUUCUCAACAGUGUCGGCUUCCGCGGUCUCACUGCAUACAGCAUUCUACCCGAAAUCGUCAAGUCGGCCACCAACAAGAAAGAUGCGGCGAGACGAGAGGGGUCCAUGUUUGCGCUCGGCGCAAUUUUUGAGCGAUUUCCGCCCAAGGCUAGGCUGAGCGAGGUGGUCUUUUUACUACAGGAGCCAGGCCUCAUUUCAUGUGCGCUGGACCUAUAUGCAGAUCGACAGUCCUCUGUGAGAGAGGGUGCGAAAUAUGCACUCGAUGCACUGUAUGGACACUUGUCAGCCGAAGCGAAAGUGUUCGGACUUAUGCCGCUCGUCAUGGAAUACCUUCGCAAAGUCUCUGGCAAGUGGCAGGGCGCCAUCGGAGGCCUCGAGUUCUUAGGUCGCAUGGCAGAUGAUGCGAAGAUGGGCAUGGAGAGCCGCGAAGUCGAGGAGAACAAAGAUGUGCUGCGUGAGGCCAUGGGUAGGCAGCUGGCAGGUCUCAUCCCUAUCGUCGAGGCUGGUAUGCACGAUCUCAAGGCAGAGGUCACGAAACAGGCCUUGAAGACCAUGAACAGCUUGACCGAGCUGCUCCAGAACGACGAUGUGGCUCCUCGGAUACCUUUGUUGGUCAAGAGCAUUGAAGACCCGAGCAUGGAGUCCUUGAAGAAGGCUGUCCACGCUUUGAGCCAGACUACAUUCGUCACAGUCGUCACAUCCCCAGUGCUCGCACUAGUCACGCCAACUCUGGAGCGUGUUCUGAACAACCCAGGAACCACACAGGAAGUGCUGCGACAAACUGCCGUGGUCGUGGAGAACUUGACGAAGCUUGUUCAUGACCCAGUGGAAGCCCGAACUUUCCUGCCCAAGCUCAAACCGGGAAUUCAAGGUAUCAAAGAUCGCGCUUCUCUUCCUGAGGUGCGUGAAAUUGGCGCAAGAGCUUUGGACGUCAUGCUCAAGGCUAUGGGUGAGAUUCAGACCGGAGACUCAACGAAAGCCGGUGUAAUCAUCGAUCGCACCAAGCCCGAGGAGGUUGAGGCGGUGCUGGAGAAAGAGGUCCAACAAAACGGUGGUCUGCUCAACUAUCCUGGCGACGCAGAAGUAUGGGUCCUUGCGAAGCGUUACAUCGCGACUCUGGUUGCAGAAGACACAAACCAGCGUGUGCUUGGUCGUGUCACUCGGAACAUUGUUCCAUACCUGCAACCUCUGUUGGACGACGGUAAGGCUGAGAUUGUGGCCGAAAACGUGCACAAGCACUAUGUCGUGGAAGAUGAGCGCAAAUACGGGGAGCCUGUCAAGGAGGAUGAUGGUGAGGUGGAGAUUGUCAACGCCAACUUCUCUCUUGGGUAUGGUGGUAUGCUGCUAUUGUCUCACACCAACAUGCGCCUGUUGAAGGGUCACCGCUACGGACUGUGCGGUCGCAACGGCGCUGGAAAGUCGACGCUGAUGCGAUCGAUCGCGACUGGCAAACUCGAUGGCUUCCCGCCUCAAGAUGAGGUGAAGACCUGCUUCGUUGAGCACAAUCAAGGCGAGGAUGCGGAGAUCACGAUUCUUGAAUACUGCUUGAAGGACCCGGAAAUCUCGAAGGAAGGCCGAGAGCGUAUUGAGAGUGUCCUGGAAGAGGUCGGUUUCGCCCGCGGUCCAGAAGAUGCCGGCCGCUUCAGCCAGGGAAAGAAAGUCGGCAGUCUGUCAGGAGGUUGGAAGAUGAAGCUUGCUUUAGCCCGAGCCAUGUUGAUGCGAGCCGAUGUCUUUCUUCUGGACGAACCGACAAAUCACUUGGAUGUGGGCAAUGUCAAGUGGCUCCAGGACUAUCUCAAGUCGCACACUGAUAUCACUUCGCUCAUCGUAUCUCACGAUUCUGGGUUCCUGGAUGAAGUCUGCACAGACAUCUACAACUACGAGACCAAGAAGCUGGUGCACUACAAGGGCAACUUGGCAGAUUUGGUCAAGGUUCGCCCAGAAGCAAAGAGCUACUACACACUUUCGGAUUCGCAGGUCUCGUUCAAAUUCCCGCCUCCUGGAAUUCUUACCGGUGUCAAGUCCAACACGAGAUCUAUUCUGCGUAUGACAGACUGCUCAUUCACGUAUCCUAAUGCUCCGAAGCCCAGCUUGCAAAACGUUACCGCUCAACUCACACUGAGCAGCAGAGUUGCCAUCAUCGGGCCCAAUGGUGCCGGCAAAUCUACAAUGAUCAAGGUUCUCACUGGCGAAGUCAUCCCGCAGAGUGGUCGUGUCGAGAAGCAUCCAAACUUGCGUAUCGGCUACAUCAAACAGCACGCCCUGGAGCACGUUGAGCUUCAUCUUGAGAAGACACCCAAUCAAUAUCUUCAAUGGCGUUACGCUCACGGUGAUGACCGCGAGGUGCUGAUGAAACAGACGCGUGUCUUGACUCCCGAAGAUAAGGCACAGAUGGAAAAGUGGGUUGACAUUGGCGAUGGUAAGGGUCAGCGACAAUUGGAAGCUCUGAUCGGUCGUCAAAAAUACAAGAAGACAUUCCAGUACGAGGUCAAGUGGAAGAACUGGUUACCCAAGUACAACACGAUGGUUUCACGCGAGACGUUGACCGAUCUUGGGUACCAAAAGGUGAUCCAAGAGUUCGACGAUCAUGAAGCCAGCAGAGAAGGUCUGGGUUUCCGUACGCUUGAGCCAAAGGUCAUUUCCAAGCACUUUGAGGAUGUCGGGCUCGACCCCGAAAUUGCGAACCACAACGAGAUCUCUGGCUUGUCAGGUGGGCAGAAGGUCAAGGUCGUGCUUGCUGGUGCUAUGUGGAACAACCCUCACUUGCUCGUGUUGGACGAGCCAACCAAUUUCUUGGACCGUGACUCGUUGGGUGGUCUCGCUGUCGCCAUUCGCGACUACAAGGGAGGUGUUGUCAUGAUUUCUCACAAUGAGGAGUUCGUUGGCGCACUUUGCCCAGAGCAAUGGCAUGUCGAGGAUGGUCGCCUCACACAAAAGGGGCAUCUUGCUGUUUCGCUCGACCGCUUCGACGAGUCGUCGCGGCCUGGCAGCUCUCUCGCAUCUUCUGCCGCUCCUUCGACUGCAGCUUCAUCGGCAGCACCUAGCACGAAUGGUACACCCAUCGGUAGCGGGGCGCAGAGUGAAGACGAUAGCCCUAUGAAGUUCAAGGCGGCGAAGAAGAAGAAGAUGACCAAGAAGGAUAAGAAAGAGCGCGAGGUGCGUAGGAGACUGAGACACAUCGAGUGGUUGAACAGUCCCAAGGGCACUCCUCAUCCGAAAGAUACGGACGACGAGGAUGAGUAAAAAGGCACGAAAAGUACAAGGAGUGUGUGGGGAUUGGUCUGUUCUAUGCAUGGCGCUCGGCGUGGAGGCUUGUGUGUCCGUCAUCUUGACGAGACCCGGUCUGGGAGGCGUUGAGGGCAUGCUUGUUUUUGCAAAUGCUGCGGGCUGCGUGCUGGGCUGCUUGGGAGUCAACUGUGAUGACUGCAUGGGGAAGGCGUUGGGUUGUGCCGAAUACAGUACGUGAUAGAUGAUAGAUAGACCGAAAAAUGCCAACCUGGAAGUCGUGAUUGAAGCCGGACGGUUCGAACUAGUAUGGAAGGAUCGUG
Molecule: messenger RNA, 3704 nt
Organism: Sphaerulina musiva SO2202
Lineage: Eukaryota; Fungi; Ascomycota; Dothideomycetes; Mycosphaerellales; Mycosphaerellaceae
Product: elongation factor 3
Exons: 1
Coding region: 1-3399 (1132 amino acids)
Molecular function (GO): ATP binding; ATP hydrolysis activity
Source: RefSeq, a predicted model, not a curated record